ACUCCCACGGACCGCCGGUGUCAGCAAAGCGUAGAACGGGAGGAGAAGCAUCGGGAGGAACGAGCUCGCUCGCUCUCAGCUCCAGUAGACGAUGGAGGUGAACCAGCGCCCCGCGCGGGCUAUCCAACUCCACCCUUCCCGCGCCGCCGUAGUCGAUCUCUUCAACCUCUAUCUCGGCAGGAGCACCCGGCAGAGAUUGGACGACGCCUCUCGCGAGACUCCGACCAAACUUCAGAAAAGGAUUAUUGCUCCUCAUGGGGAGCUUCCACGUCGCGACGAACAAUUUAUAUUGGAUUUUGAGCAAUUACAAGGACAAUUUUCAGAUCUGGAGCAACUGCGGACAACCACUGAAGCAGUUCUUAUAUCUUUCAUUGUGCAGUGCAGCAGUCAUGCACCACAAUCAGAAUUUCUCCUUUUUGCAAUAAGAAGCUUGUGCAGCAGAGGUUAUUUGAAGUGGGAUACGUUCCUUCUUUCACUCCUCUCAGCAGUUUCCUCUGCUGAGGCAACAUUUGGGCAGGUGGCUCCCACAACUCCUGUUGGGCUAUCAUCACCUUUGAUUAUUUCAUCAUCAUCUAUGCCAAAUGCAUCAAACCUACAUGUUUCAUCAUCAUCUAAUAUUACUAUGUCAAAUGCUUCAAACAUACACGCUUCUAAUCCAGCAUCCCCAUUGCCAACUAUGCAUGUUGUCAGUUCACCAGCUCAAUCUACUACUGAUCAAUCUGCUGGCACAACUCUAUCACCAAUUAAGCCAUCGGAACUUUCUGUCUCUGGGCAUCAUGGUAUGACUAGGUCCAGUCAUAUAGUAAAGGGCAAUGCUAUUGGUUCGCUCCGUCAGUUCUCAUGCAGAAUUAUUCUAGCUGGCCUAGAUUUUAGUCUAAAACCAAUAACCCAUGCAGAAGUAUUUACUCAUAUGCUUAAUUGGUUGGUUAAUUGGGAUCAAAGGUCUGUAGUUUCAGAGGAAAGUGAUAACAAGAAGACCUGGAAGCCUGAAAGACCUUUGCAUGAGUGGAGGCACACAUGCCUGGAUGUUGUAUGGGUGUUGGUUGAUGAAGAUAAGUGCCGUAUUCCCUUCUAUGAGCUUAUCCGUAGCAGCUUGCAGUUUAUGGACAAUAUUCCCGAUGAUGAGGCAAUGUUUAGCAUCAUUCUGGAAAUACAUAGAAGAAGGGAUAUGGUUGCAAUGCAUAUGCAGAUGUUGGACCAGCACCUUCAUUGCCCUACAUUUGCUACUCAUAGGUUCUUGACACAAUCCUAUCCAAGUUUAACAGGUGAAUCAUUGGCGAAUGUCCGUUAUUCUCCCAUCACUUACCCUGGUGUUUUAGGAGAACCAUUGCAUGGAGAGGAUCUUGCCGCCUCUAUUCCAAAAGGAAGUUUGGAUUGGGAAAGAGCCUUGCGUUGUCUUAGACAUGCGCUUCGUACAACUCCUUCGCCUGAUUGGUGGAGACGUGUACUCCUUGUUGCCCCUUGUUAUAAACCUCCACAGACAUCAACACCUGGUGCUGUUUUCUCCCCUGAAAUGAUUUGUGAGGCAGUUGUUGACAGAACAAUAGAAUUAUUAAAGAUCACAAACUCAGAAACACAAUGCUGGCAGGAAUGGCUUAUAUUUGCAGACAUUUUCUUCUUUCUAAUGAAGAAUGGAUGCAUUGAUUUUCUUGAUUUCAUUAACAAACUCACCUCUCGAAUCACAAGAGGUGACCAACAGAUUCUGCGUAGUAAUCAUGUGACUUGGCUGCUUGCACAGAUUAUUCGCAUUGAGCUUGUGAUGAAUACAUUGAGUUCAGACCCAAAGAAGCUGGUGGAGACUACAAAAAAGAUCAUUUCAUUUCAUAAAGAAGAUAAAAAUAUUGAUCCAAGUAAUGUCAGUCCUCAAGCAAUUCUAUUGGAUUUCAUUAGUAGCAGUCAAACUGUACGUAUUUGGUCUUUCAACACUUCAAUUAGGGAGUACAUCAACAAUGAUCAGCUUCAGAAAGGAAAGCAGAUAGAUGAAUGGUGGAGACAAGUAACCAAAGGAGAACGAACAUUGGAUUUUAUGAGUUUAGAUGACCGAUCUAUGGGAAUGUUUUGGGUUCUCUCUUUUACAAUGGAUCAGCAAACGUGUGAAGCAGUUAUGAAUUGGCUUUCAUCAGCUGGAGUAACAGAAAUCCUACAAGGACCUAAUAUGCAACCUAAUGAUAGGAUGAUGAUGAUGCGAGAAACUUACCCUCUAUCUAUGACAUUACUUUCCGGGUUGUCAAUCAAUUUAUGCUCAAAGCUUGCAUUUCAACUUGAAGAAGCCAUAUUUCUCGGUCAGGCCAUCCCUAGCAUUGCCAUGGUCGAAACCUAUGUCAGAUUGCUGCUUAUUGCUCCUCACUCCUUAUUUCGCCCUCAUUUCACGAAUUUGACCCAACGAUCAUCAUCUUUUUUGAACAAGCCUGGAAUGUCUAUAUUGCUCCUUGAGAUAUUAAACUACAGACUACUUCCUCUAUACAGGUACUAUGGCAAGAGUAAGGCAUUGAUGAAUGAUGUUACUAAGAUAAUCUCAACAAUCAAGGGAAAGCGUGGAGAACAUCGCCAUUUUAGAUUGGCUGAAAAUUUGUGCAUGAAUUUGAUUCUCUCAAUACGAGAUUUUUUCGUUGUCAAGAAAGAAUUGAAGGGGCCAACUGAUUUUACAGAGACAAUUAAUCGAAUCACAAUAAUUAGUUUGGCUAUAACCAUUAAGACACGUGGAGUUGCUGAGGUGGAGCACAUGCUUUACCUUCAGCCUUUGUUGGAGCAGAUUAUGGCUACUAGUCAGCAUACAUGGUCCCAGAAAACUAUGCGAUAUUUCCCUACACUUAUUCGGGAUUUUUUGAUUGGAAGGAUAGAUAAGAGGGGACAAGCUAUCCAAGCAUGGCAACAAGCAGAGACAACAGUUCUUAAUCAAUGUACUCAGCUUCUUUCUCCCUCUGCUGAUCCUACUUAUGUUAUGACAUACCUUAAUCAUAGCUUUCCUCAACAUCGUCAAUAUCUCUGUGCUGGUGCUUGGAUGCUUAUGAAUGGACUGCCAGAAAGCAUCAACAGUACCAAUCUUGGCCGUGUUUUAAGAGAAUUGUCACCUGAAGAAGUGACAUCUAAUAUAUAUACAAUGGUGGAUGUCCUCCUUCAUCAAAUUCAGAUCGAGCUGCAACGCGGUCUUCCUGCUCAGGAUCUAUUAUCAAAAGCAAUUUCAAAUUUUUCCUUUUUUAUUUGGUCGCUUGAGCUACUUCCAUUGGAUAUUAUAGUUCUUGCUCUUAUUGAUCGGGAUGAUGACCCUUAUGCUCUGCGCAUUGUGAUAAGUCUUCUCGACAAGCCUGAACUUCAACAACGGAUUAGAAUGUACUGCACCAGUCGUUCUCCUGAACAUUGGGCCCACAAUCAACUUUCAAAAAGAGUUGAACUGCAAAAAGCUCUUGGCAACCAUCUCUCAUGGAAGGAUCGGUACCCCACAUUUUUUGAUGACAUUGCCGCACGGUUAAUCCCUGUUAUUCCGCUUGUAGUUUAUCGGCUCAUUGAGAAUGAUGCUACUGAUAUUGCUGAUAGAGUUCUUAAUUCUUAUACUCAACUUAUGGCAUUUCACCCUUUGAGGUUCAGUUUUGUUCGUGAUACACUUGCAUAUUUUUAUGGUCAUCUUCCAAAUAAACUUAUUCUCCGAAUACUAAAAGUGCUAGAUCUCACAAAGAUUCCAUUUUCAGAGUCAUUUCCGCAAUAUAUGGCUUCGCCAAAUUCUUCUGUAUGUCCGCCACAAGAAUAUUUUGCUAAUCUUUUAUUGGGUCUUGUAAAUAAUGUCAUACCCUCUCUAAAUAGCAAAUCAAAAUCGGACUCUUCAGGAGAUUCUUCUGGCAAUUUUGGCCGUGCAACUUUAAAUAGAACCCAAGCAACUUCAAUUAGCAGUUCCGAUGGGCAGAAGGCCUUCUAUGAGAAUCAAGAUCCUGGAACAUAUACACAACUUGUCCUAGAAACUGCAGCUAUUGAAAUCCUCUCUCUUCCAGCAUCAGCUUCUCAGGUAGUGGCUUCUCUUGUACAAAUUAUUGUCCACAUACAGCCAACGCUUAUCCAGUCUGGCAGUGGAAUUUCACAUGGGCAAACUUCUGGUCUUCCAACUUCACCUUCUGCUGGAAGUACUGAAUCAAUGAACACAAGUCGUUCAACUUCUUCAACAAGUUGGGUCAAUGCUAACAGUUUUGUUUCAAAAAGUGGCUAUUCUUGUCAGCAGUUAUCUUGUUUAAUGAUCCAAGCAUGUGGACUUUUGCUUGCCCAGCUACCGCCAGAAUUUCAUCUACAACUGUAUUCUGAAGCAGCACGCAUCAUAAAAGAUUGUUGGUGGCUUGUGGAUGGCAAAAGAUCACUGGAUGAGCUGGAAUCCGCUGUUGGCUAUGCUUUGUUAGAUUCCACAUGGGCUUCUCAGGAUAACACAUCAACUGCCAUAGGAAACAUUGUGUCUCUACUGCAUGCUUUCUUUAGCAAUCUUCCACAUGAAUGGCUGGAAUCAACACACACAAUUAUUAAGCAUCUACGCCCAGUGAGUUCUGUGGCAAUGGUCCGAAUAGCUUUCCGAAUAAUGAGCCCUUUAUUGCCUCGUCUUGCCUUUGCUAGGCCUCUUUUUAUGAAGACAUUAGCACUGCUGUUCAAUGUGAUGGCUGAUGUUUUUGGAAAGAACUCACAGCCUGCUGUUUCUGCCGAAGCAUCCGAUAUUAGGGACCUUAUUGACUUCUUGCACCAUGCUGUGAUGUAUGAAGGACAAGGUGGACCUGUACAGAACCAUAGCAAACCUAAAGUGGAGAUCCUCACACUGUGUGGCAAAGUCAUGGGACUUUUGAGACCUGAUGUUCAACACCUCCUUUCUCACUUGAAGAUUGAUCAGACUUCCUCCAUCUAUGCAGCAACGCAUCCCAAGCUAACUCAAAAUUCAGCUUGAUCAAUUAACGUAAUCUAACAUAUUGACACUAAUAUACAUGAAGCGAAUGUUUCCUAUUUUUCUUCUUGUCAUAAAAAUGUGAUUAGUAUACGCGUGUCUGUGUUAAUUAAGUGAUUGUUAGGCCACGUGAAGGAUAUCAGUCGAAUUCGACUCUAACACAAGGUAAACUCUGAAAUGUGGAUUGAUGCCAUGAUAGUUAACUAUGUUUUCAUAGGCAGGUCAGUUGACAGAAUGUAAAGUAUUGUGGAAUGUUUAUUUAUUUUAUAUGUUUUUUACUAUUAAACUAAUAUAAAUGGGCUCAUGGCAA
Molecule: messenger RNA, 5216 nt
Organism: Zingiber officinale
Lineage: Eukaryota; Viridiplantae; Streptophyta; Magnoliopsida; Zingiberales; Zingiberaceae
Product: mediator of RNA polymerase II transcription subunit 23-like
Exons: 21
Coding region: 92-4909 (1605 amino acids)
Biological process (GO): regulation of transcription by RNA polymerase II; positive regulation of gene expression
Cellular component (GO): transcription regulator complex; mediator complex
Source: RefSeq, a predicted model, not a curated record